Messenger RNA from Blumeria graminis f. sp. triticale, 648 nucleotides. The record is from the annotation of a GenBank genome assembly. NCBI's taxonomy places the organism in Eukaryota, Fungi, Ascomycota, Leotiomycetes, Helotiales, Erysiphaceae.
AUGGCAGCAAAGAUGGUGCUCUACAAGCUGGUGGUUCUGGGCGACGGAGGGGUUGGAAAAACUGCCCUGACGAUUCAGCUAACUCUACAACACUUUGUCGAGACUUAUGAUCCUACGAUAGAAGAUUCCUACAGAAAACAAGUCGUAAUAGAUGGGCAAUCCUGUAUGCUUGAAGUUCUUGAUACUGCCGGCCAGGAAGAAUACACGGCACUGCGAGAUCAAUGGAUCCGUGAUGGUGAAGGCUUUGUCUUGGUAUAUUCAAUCUCUUCUCGAUCAUCCUUUACACGCAUCAACCGCUUCCACAAUCAAAUCCAAAGAGUGAAUGCGGACAUGCCUGUGCCAAUAAUGCUGGUUGGGAAUAAAUCUGAUCGAGUCACAGAACGUGAAGUUAGCACUCAAGAAGGUUACGCUUUAGCACGCGAACUGGGCUGUGAAUUCGUCGAAGCAAGCGCAAAAAAUUGUAUCAAUGUUGAAAAGGCCUUCUACGAUGUUGUUCGCCAGCUACGAAGGCAACGUCUUCAGACGUCAGCUCGAACAACUGCCGGCGGAAAAGCCAAGACAGGGGCAAGUGAAGAGAGAGGUGCAGUGAGAGAUGAAGGAAAGAGCUACAGAAGCAAAAGGAGAAAAUGGUUGUGCACCAUCUUAUAG